Messenger RNA from Indicator indicator, 1089 nucleotides. RefSeq names its product transmembrane protein 116 (gene TMEM116). The coding region runs from base 1 to 1089 and encodes 362 amino acids. The record is from RefSeq and is a predicted model, not a curated record. Lineage: Eukaryota; Metazoa; Chordata; Aves; Piciformes; Indicatoridae. Gene Ontology annotation, molecular function: G protein-coupled receptor activity. Gene Ontology annotation, biological process: adenylate cyclase-activating G protein-coupled receptor signaling pathway. The transcript is spliced from 11 exons. Gene Ontology annotation, cellular component: plasma membrane.
AUGGACCUCCCGACGGAGGCGGCCCGGCUGGACGGGGACUGGCAGGAGGUAUACUCGGCUCUGCAGUGGAUCCAGUUCACCAUGGCCAUGCUCAGCGUCGUAGGUUCCAGCUCAAUUAUUGCUUAUGCUGUCUUCCAAAACACCGUGCGGUCCCCCGAGGUUCGUCCACUUUUCUACCUGAGUCUCUCUGACCUAUUUGUGGGCGUGUGCUGGCUUGCUGGGGCUCUUCUUUAUAGCACGCCAACCUCCAAGCAGGACCUCAUUUGCUACAACCUGCAGGCAACAGGACAAAUAUUCUACAUGGCCUCUUUUCUCUACACUGUCAACUACACCUGGCAUCUCUACAUGGAUCUAAAGAUGAAAUAUAACCAGAACCUUUUCAGGAUGCCCUCCCAGGUUGUAGACUACGUGAGCUGCAUUGGCCGAGUAGCCACCAUCUCAUCCAGCCUGAUCCCUUUCCUUCUCAUGGUGCCUGUGUUCUGCCUGGGCAACAUCAGUAAUUGCUACCAGAACUUCAGCCAGAAGCAUGGAUGUCUCCUGAUGCACAUGGAAAUAGCUGAGCCCACCAACAAGCCACUGACCCUGAGUGGCUCCAUUUGCCAUGCAAUGCAUUUCUAUGGUGUUGGAGUCUUCCUCAUUUCCUUUCUGAUCAGCUUCAUAGCCAUUCUGGUUGUACUCAGUCAAGCCCGAGGUUUGUACAAAAGGUUUGUGACCACCACAGGAUUCCUGGGGGAUCAGCAGUGGGCUGUGAUUAAGAUGGUAGAGCAACGAGUGGUUUUUUACCCUGUGGCGUUCUGCUGCUGCUGGGCCCCAGCUGUCCUCCUUGGAAUACUGAAGCUGACCAGUUCAACAAACAGCAAGAUCUACAUGGCUCUUCUGAUUCUGCAGGCUCUCACGGCAGCUUCCCAGGGGCUCCUGAACUGCAUCGUGUACGGCUGGACACAACAUGUCUUCAUCUCCCUCAAACGCAAGGCCUGCCGGGACGUGGACACUCAGACUCCGCUCCUGCGCUCCCAGAAGAAGUUCUACGCCAGCACGCUCCCCGCCAGCCCCGCCGACGCUGAGGGCUCCACCUCCACCCUGCUCUGA